AUGUCGGAUCUACAACGAAACCUGAUGAAGGGAAAACUCCCACACCUCGACGAAGAAGAAUCACAUCAACCAGAAUCCGCAGGAGUGAAAGGACUACAAGGACUUGGUCCGAUUGCUGGGAUUAAACCUGCUUCGGGGGAGUUGAAUUUACCUGCUGAUCACCAAUUCAAAAUUCCACUACGCCCUCCCAAGCAGAAAAGCUACACACCAACAGACUGGUCAACCUACUGGACACAUACCGCGACCGCUGCACUAUCCACCCCCUCCUCUCUAUACAAGAUCUACUACACCCCCCCGACAGACUCGACAAACACCUGGUUCGUAUUCCACCACGGCGCGGGAUCAUCAGCCCUCACGUUCUCGCUGUCCGCGAAACUGCUGCACGACGCGAUCCCGCACGUCGGUGUCGCCGCGUACGAUGCUCGAGGACACGGGCACACGGCCGCGACGGGCGAUGAUAGUGAUUUAAGUCUUGCGACGCUCGCGAGGGAUUUCAUCAGUGCGGUAGCGUACCUUGCCGACCUCAGCGACGAGGAAAAGCAAGCGGAGGUGGUGUUUGUAGGCCACUCGCUCGGCGGCGCGGUGGUGACGGAGGCAGCAUUGAAGCUCGACGAGGACAAGCAGUCCUGGCCGAGCCCGCGGCCGCGGCCGCUGAUCAGCGGGGUCGUGGUCGUCGACGUGGUCGAGGGCUCGGCGCUAGAAGGACUGGCGCACAUGCGGGCGUAUCUCGGCACGCGGCCGUCGUCGUUCCGCACGGUCGAGGACGCAAUCAGAUGGCAUGUGAAGUCGCACACUGUACGCAGCGCGGAGUCUGCGUGCGUGAGCGUGCCGCCGCUGGUGCGGACGCAGGACGGGUCGGGGAAGUUGGUGUGGCGGACCGAGCUGGGGUCUACGGAGCGGUACUGGCAGGAGUGGUUUGCGGAUCUGAGCAGCAAGUUCUUACGGGCGCGCGCGGGCAGGCUGCUGGUGCUGGCGGGGACGGACAGGCUGGACAAGCCGCUGACGAUAGGGCAGAUGCAGGGCAAGUACCAGCUCGAGGUGUUGCCGGAGGUGGGCCAUUUCGUGCAGGAGGACGCGCCGCAGCGGUUCGCGGGGCUGCUGGAAGGGUUCUGGGGGCGGAAUCGACGGGGAGCAGCGCUGGAGCGAGCGGCUGGGCAGCUAGGCGAGCGCAGGGACGGCGAUCAUGAGGUUCUGUAUUAG
Molecule: messenger RNA, 1200 nt
Organism: Myxozyma melibiosi
Lineage: Eukaryota; Fungi; Ascomycota; Lipomycetes; Lipomycetales; Lipomycetaceae
Product: Alpha/Beta hydrolase protein
Exons: 3
Coding region: 1-1200 (399 amino acids)
Biological process (GO): protein demethylation
Molecular function (GO): protein methylesterase activity
Source: RefSeq, a predicted model, not a curated record